AUGUACGAAUCAAGAAGUGUAGCUUCUAUCUCUUCAAGAAUUAAAAACAACGCCUCCCAUCAAUAUAAUAGCAUCAUGGCGUUCAAUGAAGUUGCUGAAGAUAGAGGCACCAACUGCUCCCACAAAAACUCAGACAACCAGGAAACAAACCUCAAUCCUCAAGUCAAAAUCAAUGAACAACUGAACCCACAUCUCUAUUCCAAAUUCAAAUCAUGGACGGAAGAGAACAAUUCAUUUGACCAGGCAACAACGAGAUACUCUACCCAUGGUGGCUCGCUAUUUAUGUGGGAUAAAGAGGCAAAAAUGUGGAAACAAAAAUUAUUAGGUUGCGUAAAUGCAAGUAUCGGCAACGUGUCACCACUUUCAACGGACUCUACAUGAAAGAUAUUCUCAGAUAGUAUACAAGCCUCCCCGUACCAUUUUCACAUUGUCUUUUAAUUCCUUUCAUCUUCUUCACCUUAAAAUAAUAACGGCUGUAUCCUUUUUCCCUAUUUUUAAUGCACGCCUGCAUUUCAAUUUUUCAAACGUCAACUCACUAUAAAAAUUUAACAUUACCAUAAUAAGCAGAAGGCGAAUCAGAAACUUAAUUUUUUUCAGAACUUG
Thlaspi arvense is the source of this 603-nucleotide messenger RNA. The record is from the annotation of a GenBank genome assembly. NCBI's taxonomy places the organism in Eukaryota, Viridiplantae, Streptophyta, Magnoliopsida, Brassicales, Brassicaceae.